Molecule: messenger RNA, 4614 nt
Organism: Theileria orientalis strain Shintoku
Lineage: Eukaryota; Apicomplexa; Aconoidasida; Piroplasmida; Theileriidae
Product: myosin
Exons: 9
Coding region: 1-4614 (1537 amino acids)
Biological process (GO): vesicle transport along actin filament; actin filament organization
Cellular component (GO): cytoplasm; myosin complex; actin cytoskeleton
Molecular function (GO): microfilament motor activity; ATP binding; actin filament binding
Source: RefSeq, a predicted model, not a curated record
AUGGUUCCGGAUCCAGUUAGUCCAAUUGGCGCUACCAAAUUGGUAGCGAAGCGUAAAGGAGAGCACUUUACGAAGCAGGAAUCUAAGGUACAAAAUGUAGAAUAUUUGGCUGGAGGAAAGGUGUGGGUAAAAACAGACGACGAUGAAAUGUUUGUUGAGUGUACAGUAAAGUCAGUGGAAGGAGAUAACCUACACGUGAAUUUGCGAGGAAAUGAAGAAGUAGUAAACCUGAAAGAUUGUUUAAACAGCUUGCCAGAUUUCGAUUCACUGGCAGUUAACGACCUGGCAAAAAUACCUCACGCCAACAGCGCGGUGGUAUUGAAGAUACUGAGUGAUCGCUUCAGCCAAGAUAAGAUAUAUGUGUAUGCUGGGAAGUUGUUGGUGGCACUGAACCCAUUUAAAAAAAUAGAAAACUUGUACGAUGACUUUAUAAUAGAGAGGUACAAAAAGGCAGAUACAAGUCUGGGCUUCCCAGUGGAUUUGGAGCCACACACAUACGCAGUGGGACAGUGCGCAAUAAACGGCCUUUUUAAGAACAAUAAGAAUCAAUCCUGCAUCGUGAGUGGUGAGUCGGGAGCAGGAAAGACGGAAACAGCAAAGCAGCUGAUGAACUUUUUCGCAUACUCGAAAUCAAACGCAAAUAAAAGUAGCAAGGUACAGGAUAUUAUACUGGGAAGUAACGCACUACUGGAGUCGUUUGGAAACGCAAAAACGAUCAACAACAACAACAGUAGUAGGUUCGGAAAGUUCAUGAAGCUGAACGUGUUGCAAGAAGGAGGAAUCGUGGGAGGAGUGAUGAGCAGCUACAUGUUGGAAAUAUCGAGAGUGGAGUUCCAGAACGAAAACGAAAGGAACUUUCACCUGUUCUACCAGGUGCUGAGAGGCCUGAGCAGGACUGAGUUGGAGUCGUACGGGUACAUGGAAAUGAAGGAAUACCACUACCUGAACCAGAGUAACUGCUACGACGUGCCAGGAAUAGACGACGUGAAGGAUUUCGGAAGAGUGCUGGCGCAACUGAAUAAGCUGUUCGAACCUGAGCUUUUGGCGAAUUUCUUCCAAAUCAUCUCAGGAAUAUUGCUCUGCGGGAACGUGGAGUUCGAGGAGGAGAGUAGGCUUGGAGUAGAUUCGGCAGCAAAAAUAUCCAACGAGGCGCUGUUCAGGAAGCUGACGGAGCUGUUCGGAUUAGAUUACACAGCCACCGAGAAGGCAAUAGUGGAGAAGGUGAUAAGAAUACAGGAAAACACAAUAGAGUCGGCAGUGACGACAGCAGUGGCACAAGUGAACAUAAGAGCACUGUCGAAGGACCUGUACGGGUUCUUGUUCAAGUACAUAAUAGAAUUGCUAAACAACUUCACGUCAAGCGAGGCGAAAGCACAGGCUGACGGAGGAAAAGUAGGCCAGGAAGGGUUCGUAGGAAUACUUGACAUAUACGGGUUCGAGUACUUCAAGUACAACACGUACGAGCAGCUCCUGAUCAACUACGCGAACGAGAAGCUGCAGAAGUACUUCAUCAACAACGUGUUCACGAGUGAGCUCUCACUGUACGAGAGCGAGAAGAUAGACGUGUCCUCGAUAGUGUACAGCGAUAACUCAGUGAUACUGGACAUAUUUGAGAAAAAAAACUGCGGAAUAUUCCCAAUAAAAAACGAUUAUUACCUGCCGCCGAAAGGAAACGUGAACGAAUUUACAAUAGUGCACACAGCCUGUAAGGUGAUCUACAAUACAGACGAAUUUAUAUCGAAAAAUAAGCACUCUCUGUCAGAAGUGAUGGUGAAUCUGCUUAUGGAAAGUAAUAAUAAGCUCUUGAAGGACAUGGUGACGCACUCAGUUAGCAGAGCGUCAAAGUCAGGAACGAAGUUAUUUGUGGGAAACAAGUUCAUCAAGAGCAUAAACGAGCUUAUAGCAUGUCUAGAGGAGACGGACUCGCACUUCGUAAGGUGCGUGAAGACGAAUCAGCUGAAGCAGAGCAACUACUUCGACGUGAAGGGCGUGUACGGGCAGUUGAAUUCCCUGAGUAUACUGGAGGCAAUACAGAUAAUACACAAGGGAUACGCCUACAAAUCACCGUUUAAGGAGUUCAUCAAGGAUAACCAGUUUGUGUAUAACUUGCUGGUGGGAGAUCAGGGGCCAUCGAGUGAAGGAAGGUCGCCAUCAGAUGAAGCAGAGUCAGAUAAGGAAAACGCACUGAAGAUGGUGAAGCUGCUGGAAAUACCGGAAAAUGAGUACCAGAUAGGUCUGACGAGGAUAUUCUUGAAGAAGAACGGGUGGAUACUUCUGGAACAGUCGCAUUUGAAAUUUUCACAGCUGCUGGCGCCAUUGUCGAAUAUGCUGAACAAGUAUUACUUCAGCUACGUGAACAGAAUGGCGUACCUGAGAAGGCUGCAAAUGGUAGAGAGGUUCCAGAGCUUGGCAAGAAAGUACGCACUAGUGGGAGACAAGUUUAAGAAGGUGGCUCUGGUAAAUGACCUGGUGGGCCUGGUGGUAUUGCUUAACUGGCUUAACAUGGAUCAGAAGACGUUGGCGUCAGUGGUGUUGAUCCAGUCGAUGUACAGAAUGAAGGUGCAGAGGCAGAAGUACCUGUCGGAGCUGGAGGAGCUGAGGAGGGAGAGCAGAAGAAGAGCGGCGAGAAAGAGGCUGGCCAAGUUUAAGUCAUACAUGUGGUUCUGCGUGUUCGGACUGUACCUGCAGAGGCUGUACAGAGUGGCGCAAGUGACAAAGGCGGCGACGAAGAUACAGGCGGCCUGGAGAAUGCACAGGUGCAUAGCAGCGUACAACCACCUGCGCUACAAAACGCUGAAGGACUACGCAGCAACGGUAGUGCAGAAGAACGUGCGCUGCUACCUCCAAGUGAAAAACUACGAAUUCAUGAGACACGUGGAGCCGAACGUAGUAUUAAUACAGAGUCACUUCAGAGGAUGGUUGGUGAGAAGGUUCGUUGAUUCCAAGGUGGAGGUGUUCAAGUGGAUAAGGAACAGACUGAAUUUGUACAACAAGGUGUACAUGCUCCAAAAUGUAGUAAGAACGGUACUGACAGUUCAGAGGUUUAGGACCCUGAAAGAAGAUUUGUUAACACUGCAGAGUUACUUCUGGACGAGGUGUUGGUACGUGGAGAUGAUACGCAUAAUGUGGGCAAGUAACACAAUUAAAAGGUACUGGAGAAAGUAUAAGUUCAGAAAACUGAGAUAUGAGGGGAAGGAUGAGUUGUUGGAGGAUGAGUAUAAGAGGAAAGUGCAACAAAUCACCAGAGGUGAAAUAGUGACGUCACUGUCACUGCUUCAAACCUACAAGUCAGGAUUGCUGCCAGUGCACGUGAACGUGUCCACGAAAUUGGAUGAAUUCUACCCAAAUGGCUGGAGUAACACGCUGAGUAUGAUACUGAAAGUAAACGGAGAUAAGAGCGUGUCUAGCAUAUCGAUGGGAUCGUUCCACACGGUGGUGGUGUUGAAUGAGUCGUUUGUAUAUGCAUUCGGACUCAACGACUAUAACCAGCUGGGAUACAACAGUGAGAGAGAAAGUAGUAUGAACCCAAAUAAAGUCAACGUGAGGCUGGAGCCGAUCAUUAUGAUCAGAGAAGGGCUUAAGGUGAAGCAAAUGGAGUGCGGCCUGGAGCACUCAGUAAUGUUACUUGACGACGGAAGCACGUACACCUGGGGACUCAAUCGCAACGGACAGUGUGGACAGAUGCAGCAGUACGAAGUAAUAACGAAGCCGACACUGGUAUAUGUACAAACCGGCCAGAAGAGCCUAGAGUAUCAACUUAGAAUAGUUAGCCUCAGAUAUAAUCUCGAAUACUUGGAUCAAACAAAAUGUUUAGGCCCUGUAAGGAGGAUUAGCGCAGGAGACUAUCACGUAUGCUGUCUAAACUACGAAGAUGAGUUGUUUGUUUGGGGGAAGGCGUUCCACCUGGGACUGACCGGAGAAGACCUGUUCAAGCCUGCGAAACUCAAUACACCAUUUAACUUAAAGUCAGUAUACUCAGGAAAACAAGUAACUUACCUGCUGGACAGGCAAUCGAGUCUAUAUAGCUUUGGAACAACAUAUAACGGGCAGUUGGGUUACCCAGUGAGUGAGCAGAAUCAACAGCAAGAAAAAGAGUGGAAUAAAAGAGGUGUAAACUACAAGGAGACUCAAGAGGGACUGAGAGCAGAUAACAACGCAAUUUUCUACAAGUUCGUGGCCAGUCACAUAGUGGACGUGAGCGUCGGAAACAAUUUCACAGUGGCCUUGGAUGUGUACGGAAAUCUGCUGCAAUGGGGAACAUUCUUGGUAGUAAACCCUGAAAACGACACCUUUGAAAAAAAAGUAGAGUAUACCCCGUUCAUAGUUAGAGUCGACAAGCAACAGCUGAGGUCACCUGUGGCGAAAGUGUCUGUAGGAUGGUGGGAAGUCAAUCUUCUAACGGAAUCGUUGAGUUUAUACGGAUAUAACUACCUAAAAAUGGAAAAGGUACAUGGAGAAGGCGAUGGAACGGAACGAAAUGCUACACAUCGGAAAAACGAGUGGAACUAUAAACCAAUGUUGUUCAGCUACCAGGGGCUGACAGGAAUUAACCCAAAAGAUGUAAAAACACUCUCUUCUCCCACAAUAACAGUGACUAUGAUAAAAAAAAAUUGA